CCAAUCCAAUGGCACAUCUGUGCAUAUGGUUAUUGUUGCGUUGGUUUCGCACUGCCCGCGCUGCCGCAGCUCUUCCCGCUAGAGACAUUCAGUGACUUAUCUUCCCACCUGGCCCUCAGUCACGACGGUCACGACUCCUACCCAGUGUUCCCACCUGACUUGGCGUGGCAUGGCUUCGGAGAGGACGGGGCCGUUCCCGCUUCUGGAGCUCGGGUCGACAGCAGACCUCGACAAGUGGCUCAUCUUCAGCAACCUGAACAAAGCCUUUGUGUCGACGCUACGGAUGGCCUGCGUCUUCGGCAGUUCGGGCAACGAGGCGCUGGUCGUAACCAGCAACGAUGACGUCUACGCGCUCGGUUCCAACUCCAGUGGCUGCCUGGGCCUGGGUGACACUCACGGAAGUCUGGAGCCAAGAAAAGUGGACGCGCUGUGCCGCAAGGGCAUCCAGGGCCUGGCCUACGGGAGCGGACCCCACGUGCUGGCGGUCACGCAGUCGGGAGACCUGCUGAGCUGGGGUCACAACGGCUACUGCCAGCUGGGCAACAACUGCAACACCCAGGGCCUUGUGCCCUCCUCCAUCGUGGUCACCAUGCACCACCAAGUUGCGCACGUGGCCUGCGGGUCGCACCACUCCCUUGCCCUCACCUGUGCGGGAGAGGUGUAUGCAUGGGGCCAGAAUAACUGUGGCCAGGUUGGGUCGGGCUCAACCACAAACCAGCCUACCCCCCGCAAGGUGACCUCGGGUAUUGGUGGAAGACGUUGCAUUGGAAUCGCCUGUGGCCAAACAUCAUCCAUGGCCGUCAUGGAGAAUGGGGAGGUGUUUGGCUGGGGUUACAAUGGCAACGGGCAGCUUGGGCUCGGCAACAACGUCAACCAAACCAGUCCCUGCCGAGUCACCAAUUUGCAGGGGGUCGUCGUCCAAAAGGUCGUAUGUGGUUACGCCCACACCAUGGCCCUGUCGGACGAGGGUGUGCUCUACACCUGGGGCGCCAACUCCUACGGGCAACUGGGCACGGGGAACAAGGCCAACCAAGUCAGCCCUUUCAGAAUGCCCACCGAGAUCGGGAGGGUGGUGGAGAUUGCAGCGUCUCACUACAACCACAUCUCGGCGGCGGCGACGCAGACGUCGAAAGUGUACAUGUGGGGCCAGUGCAGGGGCCAGUCGGUGACUUCGCCCACCGAGACAUCGUUCCACUCCAUCCACGACGUGUUCGCCAGCUUUGCCUGCCCUGCGGUCACCUGGAAGCCCAUGGCGCUCGACAUCUGUCAUUCCAACAAGGUCAGUGACAGUGUAAAGAUGGCCUUCAAUGAUCCUAGCACCAGCGACCUCAAGUUUUGCGUGGAAGGGAGGCUGAUACACGUGCACAAGGCCAUCCUCAAAAUUAGGUGUGAACACUUCAGGUCCAUGUUCCAGUCUCAUUGGGAGGAAGAUGACAAAGACACGGUGGACGUGACGACAUUCCCGUACAGCGUUUACAAAGCAUUCCUCGAGUAUCUGUACACUGACGAAGUGCAGCUGCCGCCGGAAGACGCCAUCGGACUUCUGGACUUGGCCAAUUCCUACUGCGAGACUCAGCUCAAGCGCCACUGCGAGCGGAUCAUCAAGAACGGCAUCCUGGUGGAGAACGUGGCGAUGCUCUACGCGGCUGCCAUCAAGUUUGAUGCCAAGGACCUGGAAGACUUCUGCUUCCACUUUGCCAUGAACCACCUGACAGCUGUGGUUCAGACGGAGGCAUUCAACAGGCUCGAGGGCUCCACCAUCAAAACCUUCAUCUCCAAGGCCGCCGUCUAUGGGGCCUUCAAGUACUGACGGUUGCAGGAGCCCUCUUUCCCAGGGUCAAACGCUUCUUCCUAGGCCGGAAAAAGUCUCGACGCGCUGGGGAGGAGUAAUUUUAGCCUUUGUCAUUUUUUUGUACCGUACAAGCCGUUUGCUCUUCUUUAUAAAUUAGGACCCUCCCCCCCCCCCUCGCUUUAAAAUUGUAGCGGAAAGAAAAAAGAUUAUUUGGCCUUGCUUGGACGUUUUUUGGCGUCCCUCAAGAAACAUUAAAGCGAAGGAAGCUCCUGAUGGCCGAUGCCAAAUGUACGAGACUUUAUAAGGUUUCUGCAGCUUUCUAACAAACUGUUUUUGGUCCCGAGGUGCAGUUUUUAUCGAUCUAAUAUAAUUGUGCACGCUUUUCCACGUAUGUGUAGCUAAGUGCGAUCUUGGGGCUCGUGCCUAGUGUUUAUUCUCGUCUAUGGCUUGUGUCGCGCAAGCAGAGAGGAUUUGAUCUGCCCUCGACCAUACAGAUUUUUAUCCUCGACAUACAAUCCUCAGUGUCAUACUAGUAACAAAAAGAGAAAAAAAAAAGGGAACAAAAAGUUUUUUUGUUAUCGUUGCAUUCCGGUUUCGCAGUGGUGGCGUGCCCUCCUGCAGCUUUGUAAAGAUGCGAGGUUCCGAUACUGAGGUGCCGUUUUUAAUUGUGUAUCUGAUAAUAUAUAUUUUAUCCUGGGUAUAGCAAAAUGCAGUUUUUACUCUGUAUAGCUCGUAUCUUGCACUUACUCUCAUUUAUUUUUUGUGCCUCGUGAACUUGAAAAUAUUUCAAACUCUGACAUACGAUGUGUCGUAGUAACAAAAAAUAAUUUGUUACGGGUUUCUUUGUUUUUUUUCUUUUUGAGUGCUGGCACGAGUGUAAAUAAGCUGAAAAUAUCUACCACACUGCAAGACGUGUAGCUCUCUGCCCGUGUUCCAGCGCUAAAAAAGGUCAACAGUGUUCAAAAGAUGCAGCGGAAGCACUCCAUACGCUGCUGUGGUAGUCAUAUGCACUCCGACGUCUGUGAUAUUUUGUGGGGGUUAGCAAGGGUACUACUGUUAUAGCCAAUGUGAAAACAUUCUACCCUUUCAAGAAAUUCUUAUCCAAUGUUGCGCACGUUUCUUCUGUCCCAAGUAAGAAAAUUGAAGCUUGUCGGUUGCAAAUCUUUCAUUGGAAGGAAUCAGUGACAGUUUAUGCGCCAUUAUUAAACUGUUGUCCGUGUUUUAAGAGCUACACAUGCCAGUUCUGUAUUCAUUGUAUUUUCUUUGGGACCAGUAAUAUCGUCCCACAAAGAUUUGCAUCUUCCAAAAAAAAAAAAAAAAAAAACCUUGACUUGUUUGAAAGACAGUAUCCCCUUCUGGCCUGCACAACUUGCCCUGUAAAGUUUGUACCUGGAUAAGGUUUUGAUAAACAUUUUUUACUCUGUG
Messenger RNA from Ixodes scapularis (black-legged tick), 3217 nucleotides. Its product is annotated as RCC1 and BTB domain-containing protein 1. The transcript is spliced from 13 exons. Lineage: Eukaryota; Metazoa; Arthropoda; Arachnida; Ixodida; Ixodidae. Gene Ontology annotation, molecular function: protein binding. Bases 170 to 1810 code for a protein of 546 amino acids. The record is from RefSeq and is a predicted model, not a curated record.